AUCAGAUUAUCAGAAGCCUUCACAAUAGUAACAACUGUUAACUCAAUAUUCCGACAAUGGUUGCUAAGUUUGUCGUCCUGUUCGCCCUUGCGGCUGUGUGUGCUGCGGAUUACUCCCAGUUCUCCUACGGUGUAGCGGACCCCUACACCGGCGACUACAAGAGCCAGAUCGAGACCCGCGCCGGAGACAGGGUCCGUGGCCAGUACUCCCUGCUCGAUGCCGACGGCACACGCAGGACUGUCGACUACGCUGCCGGUGCUGAGGGCUUCAACGCUAACGUCAGGAAGGACCCCGCUCUCAUCCCCGCCGCUCCCCUUGCUUACGCCGCAUCUGCCUACCCAUACGGAUACGGAUACGGAUACCCUUACGGAUACAACGCAGCUUACGGAUACAACAAUCUCGCUUACGGAUACGGCGCCGCUGCAUACGCUGGCCCCUACGCUUUCAGACGAUUCUACUGAACGAACGGAUUGUAAUAAAUUAUGACUGUAGAUAAUGAUGUUUAAAUAUAAAUGAUUUAAAACUUA
Messenger RNA from Papilio polytes (common Mormon), 527 nucleotides. Its product is annotated as larval/pupal rigid cuticle protein 66-like. Lineage: Eukaryota; Metazoa; Arthropoda; Insecta; Lepidoptera; Papilionidae. The record is from RefSeq and is a predicted model, not a curated record. Bases 57 to 461 code for a protein of 134 amino acids. Gene Ontology annotation, cellular component: extracellular matrix. The transcript is spliced from 2 exons.